Messenger RNA from Chanos chanos (milkfish), 525 nucleotides. Its product is annotated as gamma-crystallin S-1-like. The coding region runs from base 1 to 525 and encodes 174 amino acids. The transcript has 3 exons. Gene Ontology annotation, biological process: lens development in camera-type eye; visual perception. NCBI's taxonomy places the organism in Eukaryota, Metazoa, Chordata, Actinopteri, Gonorynchiformes, Chanidae. Gene Ontology annotation, molecular function: structural constituent of eye lens. The record is from RefSeq and is a predicted model, not a curated record.
AUGGGCAAGAUCAUCUUCUACGAAGACAGGAACUUUGGCGGCCGUCACCAUGAGUGCAUGAGUGACUGUGCCGACCUGCACACCUACUUCAGCCGCUGUCACUCCAUCAGGGUGGAGAGCGGCUGCUUCAUGGUCUAUGACCGCUCCAACUUCAUGGGAAACCAGUAUUUCCUCAGGAGGGGCGAGUACUCUGACUACCAGCGUAUGAUGGGCAUGAGUGAUUGUGUCAGAUCCUGUAGGAUGAUCCCAAUGCACCGUGGAUCUUACAGGAUGAGGAUGUAUGAUCGUUACGAUAUGGGCGGUCAGAUGUUUGAGCUGAUGGAUGACUGCCCAAACAUGAUGGAUCGCUUCCACAUGUCUGACAUCCACUCCUGCAACGUGAUGGAUGGUCACUGGCUGAUGUACGAUCAGCCCCACUACAGAGGCAGGAUGUACUACCUCAGGCCCGGAGAGUACAGGCGCUACAAUGAAUGGGGUGGCAUGAGCUCCAGGAUUGGGUCCAUCCGUCGUAUCAUGGACUUUUGA